GGACAAGUUUUAGUCAGUCAAGUUUUGAGUCCAGAAACUUAUUCAAGAAACAAAUCAACAAUGUCCCGCACUUUGUUCGUCCUGUUCGUCGUUUUGGCGUUGUUCUCUAUCAGUUCGUACGCUCAGCAAUGUGGAGUGAACGAGGAGUUCAAGAGCUGUGGAUCAGCCUGCGAACCCAGUUGUGCUAAACCAAAAGUCGACAUUUGCACCAUGCAAUGUAAGAUUGGUUGCCAAUGUAAAGAUGGAUUCGUGAGAAGCGGUGAUGGGCAAUGUGUUCUAGAAAAAGACUGUUCAAACUAAAGCCUUCGUUAACUGCUUCUCUAUUACGUACUUCCUGAUUUUUCUUAUUUAUCAAUGAUGUCGAUCUUCUAACCUUUCGGAGCUGAUUCAGCGCAAGAAAUGUACCGAUAAUAAAAAUAAACUGGUGUUGUGAAAUCUUA
Messenger RNA from Osmia bicornis bicornis, 440 nucleotides. RefSeq names its product chymotrypsin inhibitor-like. The transcript is spliced from 3 exons. The record is from RefSeq and is a predicted model, not a curated record. Lineage: Eukaryota; Metazoa; Arthropoda; Insecta; Hymenoptera; Megachilidae. Bases 61 to 300 code for a protein of 79 amino acids.